AUGCCUGAUGCCGCUCCAAUCCACGUCUCGGACGAAACUCUCAGCACCACAGCCGACGCCGACGACGCAAGUCAGCCUCAACAAGAUGACAGCGUGACGGCUGACGCCCUCGAGGCUCCACCCGUGGAAGCCACAGAAACGAACAGCGUGUCCGCAGAGACGCCCAGUGAAUCCCCCGCAGUCGCGACGGCCACAGAGCUCACGAAUGAGGAUGCGGCGCCACUCGAAAUUGACGUCGGAUUCUCUCCGCGCGUCGUCGCCAACGCCUCGAUGCAUAAGACCAAGGACUCCUUCGCCCGCACCGUCUCGCAGGGCAUCAACUGGGACGCCGAGGGCGACGAUACGGAGUGGAAUCUGCCCCGAACCGAACCCGACCCAUUUGUCAAAUUCAUGGCGCCUUCCGAGCGAACGAAUUCGUUUCCCGUCGUGCCGCCGAUGUCACAUCCGUCACAACAAAGCCUUGGGCGCCAUCUAGCCAUCACGCAAACCGAGGAGCUCAUGGCCGAAGUAGACCGCGAGGUCUCUCCCGUGCGCUCCGCAGCGCCAUAUGCGACGGAUUUGGCAAAAGAGGCGGAUAAUAUAGGGGAGUAUAAAAUAGCCGGCACGGCGAGCACACAGCAGUACGUGGGAGGGGAAAUUGCGGCUGCAGAGGUUGAAGCGUCGGACGAGCGCUAUGAGGAGGGCGUGCCUCUUAUUUCCCACCAGGAGGAGCCACAGUCAGCUCGUAGCGAGCAAGCAUCGGGCCCGGGCUUCGGGAGCCCCUUUGCUGAUGCCGGAGCUGGCGAGGAUGACUUCUUUUCCCGUCUUGGCGGGUUCGAGGGCGCCAAACCCGAUGACUCUUUUACAACCCCGGGCCUUGAGCGCAAGUCGACCACGCAGGUAAUGGACUCUCUUAGCGCUACCACUCCGACUCGCUCGGACACGGGUCUGGAGGACAUGCUUGAAACUGCAGAGGAGGACGAUUUCUGGAGCAAACCAGCCGAAACCAGCGAGGUUCCUGCAGGGCCGGCGGCCCAAGAAUCGGCAGCCACAGAAAAUGCGACCGCCAGUCAAGUGGCCACAAAAUCUACGGAACCGGAGCAAAAAGACGAGCCUGCUAAUGGCGAUCUCGCCGACAAAUGGGCCGCGGCUUUUGGAGAUGAGGAUGACGGCGACUUUCUUCUCGAUGACAGCACAUUGCCUACAGAGGAGGUGGACCCGACUGCUUUCCUUGGCGACGAUGACGACGGCUUGCUGGAGGAUACUGAGGAUAUGCAGCAACACAGUACUGCUGUCCCUUCGGCUGCAACACCAACGGCUACAGCUCCGGCCCCAACGGUAAACGGAAGGUAUACGCCUGCAAACAUAACCCCUGCUGGCUCGCAACAGCCUUCGGGUUCUAGUCAGUAUGUUCCAGCCGUUGCCCCAUUUUUGGCACAGUCGACAACCGCACCCCCGGCCGCAGCAGCCUCUUUCGCGCCCCCAGUGCCAACGCCGAUGGGCUAUGGCGCUCCGCCCCCACGCCCAGAUGCCAGCAAGGCCGCCAGUUUUGUGAACCAGUCCAAGGGCGGCUAUACGUCACCCUACGAUCUUCCUAUGGACUUCAAGCCUCCCAAGAAGAGGGCAAGCGCCCAGCUAAUGCCCAGGGCUGCGUCCCAGCCCCCGCCGAUGGCUGGACCACCUCAACCACUGAGGUCCGAUAACAUGCCACCACCUCCUGUGCCUGGUGCCCCAGGACAGCAUGCUCCUCCCCCGCCCAAACAGGUAUCUCAGCGGGCUGGGUCGAACGAGGGUUUCUUUGCCGAUCUGCCUGUGUCAUCGCGCGCAAGGCCGGCAUCUCGAUCAAGCCCAAAGAGCGCGUCGUCGCCUCAGUUUGGCAACACUGGUGCCCCUCCUGCUGGACACCCCCCUGGAUAUGGCCCGACACCUACUCAGGGACCCCCAGCUCCUGGUCCUCAGGCAAAUGGCCAUCCCCCCGCGACAUCUGCGCCGCCAGGAAGCGGCCUGAUCGCACCUGAGCGUGUCAACCCGUAUGCCGCGCUCCAGUCCGACCCGGGACAUCUGCCUGCGCCCCAUGUUCCCUCGGCACCCACCAGCAGAUACUCGCCCGCUCCAGGCGCUUCUGCCUCGGCCCCCAUGCCGGCUUCAAACAGGUACUCACCAGCCCCUGCUGGAAGUCGGGCCCCAAGCUCUGCGUAUGCCCCUGCACAGGUGGUAGUUGCGCCGCCGGUUCUCCCCCACCAGCCUCGGACAUCCAGUCCACUGGCCCACUUCGAGAUCUCCUCCGACAGAGGGAGGUCUGCGAACCACGAUACAGCUCAUCCACCCAGACGUAGCACGUCUAGCAUAUAUGAGCCGCAGCUGAACCGUGUCCCGUCCCUGCCUUCGACGCGCGAGAUCGAUGAGACCGCACCACAUAGUGCCAUGCAUUCCACCAGCCGUCCAUCCUCCCAAGGUACCACAGGACUCCCAGGGCAGGGCCCGCCGCAGGCCUCACAAACUCGCGGGCGCACACCCCCGCCACUCACCAUGUCACACCAACAAGCUACACUAUCGCCACCUAAAAGGACUCCAAGCUACGUUCCCCAUGCGGCGCAUCAGACUCUUUCCCCACAUGGCCCGGACUUUGUCCCUCCUCCUCGCUCGCAUACCCAGUCUCCUGGCGCGCUGUACGGAAAGAACGGCAUCACGCCCUCCGACCCGAUUCCUCGCCCUUCUUCGGUUCACGAUCUUAUGUCACCCAGAUCGACCACUUCUGGACAUCCCUCGCUCCCAGGCACGUCUCAUGCCACUGCCAUCGCCCCGGCUGCGAGGCCCAGGGGAUUCUCGCAGAGCUUGAAUCUUGUCCCGCCCACGGACGGACGCGAGCACGAUCCACUCCAACGCUGGAAGGGUGCUCCUCUGAUAUGCUGGGGCGUCGGCGGCACCAUCGUCACAUCCUUCCCGAAAGAUGUUCCCAGAUACGGUAUUAACCAGGCCCUACCAACCAUCCUGCGCAGCCCUGGUGAGGUCAAAAUCAGAAACGUCAAAGAGAUUUAUCCACUCGAGGAGCAGUUAGCCAAGUUUCCAGGUCCCCUCAAGGGCAAGUCUAAGAAGAAGGAAACUAUCUCUUGGCUCAGCGCGGGUAUUGAGGCCCUGGAGGCUCGGCUGCCGCAAGUCUCAUUCCAACCACAAGUCUCUCUCGAUGACAAGCGCACCGAGGAAAGGAUUCUUCUCUGGAAGAUUCUUCGUGUGUUCAUCGAGCACGAUGGAACACUCGAGGGGGCUGUGGCUGUCGAGAGCGCCGUUCGAGACGUCCUUUCCCCAGGACUUGAUCCUCUGUCAACGCAACCGGCAACAUACGGCCUCGACCAGGGUGCGAUUGGCUUCCAAGGUGCAUCCACAACCCAGAUGACGUCAGACAGCGUGGACUCUGGUGUCGUCGAGCAGAUCCGGUGCAGCCUUAUGGUUGGCGAUCGCGAGAAGGCUGUCUGGGACGCGGCCGACAAACGACUUUGGGGACACGCGCUCCUCAUCGCAAACACGGUCUCCACAGACCUGUACAAGAAGGUCUCGCAGGAAUUCGUGCGUAAGGAGGUCAACUACCCCGGGCACAACAACGAAUCCUUGGCUGUGCUGUACGAGGUCCUCUCUGGAAACCACGAGGAAUGUGUCGAUGAGCUGGUGCCCGUUCACGCACGGGCUGGUCUCCAGCUGAUGGGUACGGGCUCUGGUCAUGGCCAGUCAACGGAUGCGCUGGCCGGCCUCGACAAGUGGCGCGAGACCCUGGGUCUCGUUCUCAGUAACAGGAGCACUAACGACGUGCAGGCGCUCACCUCGCUCGGAAAUCUCCUCGCUGGUUACGGCAGGGCCGAGGCCGCACAUAUCUGCUACAUCUUCGCUCGCGCCGCGAGCGUUUUCGGUGGUAUCGAUGACCCGAAGUCCCACUUUGUUCUCGUUGGCGCCGACCACAAGCGGCAGACGGACCACUUCGCCAAAGAGACCGAGGCGCUGCUUCUCAGCGAAGUGUACGAGUACGGGCUGGCACUUGCAGGCGGCCCCAAGGACGUCAAUUGUCCCCACCUUUCCAUGUACAAGCUGCAGCACGCCAUGAUCUUGGCAGAGAGCGGACAUGGCGACAAGGCUCUUCAGUACUGCGAGACCCUGGCACAUGCCAUUACAUCGCAGACCAGGAGAUCGCCGUACCACCACGCCGGUCUUGAGGCCUCUGUGGAGAACCUCGCUCAGCGCCUCAAGCAAGCUCCAAAGGAGCAGUCCGGCUCGUGGAUCUCUAAACCGACUGUGGGCAAGGUUUCCGACUCCGUCUGGAACCGUUUUAACAAGUUCGUUGCUGGUGAUGAAGGAGAAGGCAGCGAAAACGGCUCAGCCGCUGGUGGGGGGAUCUUUGCCGGCGUGUCCGGCGGAGGUCCGACCAUCAGCCGUCCUCCGUCACCGCCGGGUGCCACGGGCAUGGAGAUGUUUGGUGGCGCAACUCAGGGUGGUCCCAUGGCCUAUCCGCCCCUCGGCGCCGCGGCUCUAAUGUCCCCUCCUGCCACCAAGGCCGCGUCCCGCUACGCUCCUGGAGCUGCCCUGGCGCCCGUAGCCACAAACCCGUACGAGCCUCAGCAGGGAUACCCGGCAAGAGGGCCGCCAUCCGCCAGCCGGUCGUCUGGAGAGUACAGCCGCGGGUCGCCCGAGAUGCCCAGACAAUCGUCCGAGCUCCAGCGUCCUUCGUACAAUCCAGCCUAUCAGCCGAACUCGGCGUCAUCGCCGUCCAUGGGUUACACAGACCCGGGUGUUGGGUUAUCCAGUGAGGCUCCGUCUGCCGGAGCCUCGUCCGUUGGCCCCCAGUAUGGCGGCUACCAACCGUACAUGCCUGAUUACUCCUCGAACGGAUCACCUUACGGCGCCGGGCACGACAAUCAUGUGGAGAAACCCGCGAGCGCUGGGGCAGAGCCCGAUGCUUACCAGGGAUAUCAGCCACCCUCGUAUGGCUACGAGCCCCCGUCUAUGGGCUCGGCGGAACCCAUCUCCGCUAGUGACAAGCCCGAAUCCGAGGCCCCCACCCCCAACGGAGGUUAUGAGCCACCUACAUUCCAGCCCUACAGCUACGAGCCACCGACAUUUGAGCCAGGGCCGGAGGCGCCCCAGGACGAUGACAAGACGCCUCAGUCCAGGGACGAGUCCGGACAAAGUCCUGCGGACAGCGUCGCCCCUCCAGUGUCUACAAGUAGGGCUGGCGGAAAGACAAAGGAGGAGAUCGACAGAGAAAACGCCGAGAUGUUCCGCAAGGCAGCCGAGGAGGAUGCAAAACGUGCCGAGGAAGAGAAGGCCAAGAAGAAGUCGGGAGGUUGGUUCUCGGGCGGUUGGUUUGGCGGUGGCAAGAAGGAGACGCUAGCAGACCAGCCCAAGGCCAUCCGCGCCAAGCUAGGCGAGCAGAACAGCUUCUAUUUCGACCCGGAACUCAAGCGCUGGGUCAACAAGGCCGCAGGAGCCGACGCUGCCGCCACGCCAGCGGCCACGCCGCCGCCACCGCGCUCAGGCAGCCCUGCUGUUGCGCCACCGGGCAGGGCGAGCGCGCCGCCGCCGCCGCGUGGGUCCCUCACAGCGUCAGCAUCCAUCCCGAACCUGGCCGCGGCGUCGCAGUCGCACUCUUCCCUCAUGCCCGGGGCGCCCCCAAUGACACGAUCUGUGUCCAAUAACAGCGAGCCGCCAUUCGGCCCGCCACGCCCGCUGAGCAGCAUGAGCAACGCCAGCAGCAUAGACGACCUCCUCAGCGCAGCGGGCCCGAGGAAACCAGGGGCCAAGAAGCCACGCAAGAGCGGACGCUACGUCGAUGUGAUGGCCAAAUAA
Molecule: messenger RNA, 5811 nt
Organism: Gaeumannomyces tritici R3-111a-1
Lineage: Eukaryota; Fungi; Ascomycota; Sordariomycetes; Magnaporthales; Magnaporthaceae
Exons: 2
Coding region: 1-5811 (1936 amino acids)
Biological process (GO): Golgi organization; COPII vesicle coat assembly; autophagy
Cellular component (GO): ER to Golgi transport vesicle membrane; endoplasmic reticulum exit site
Source: RefSeq, a predicted model, not a curated record